GAAGAGGAGGGAGGAGAAAAGGAAGAAAAGAGGAGGGGACUGGGGUCCAUCCAGUCUGUCCCAGCUCCUGCCAGGCUCCAUCUGACCUUAGGAGAGCAAUCCUGGACCCAAGCUCCAGCCAAAGAGCCUCUCUCAUCUACUCAGGCUGGGAGGUUGCUUUCUAGGAGCUCAGGAUGCAAAGGUGGACACUGUGGGCUGCAGCCGUCCUGACCCUCCACUCUGCACAGGCCUUUCCACAAACAGACAUCAAUAUCAGCCCAGCCCUGCCAGAGCUGCCCCAGCCUUCCCUGUGCCCCCUGUUCUGGAUGGAGUUCAAAGGACACUGCUAUCGAUUCUUCCCUCUUAAUAAGACCUGGGCUGAGGCCGACCUCUACUGUUCUGAGUUCUCUGUGGGCAGGAAGUCCGCCAAGCUGGCCUCCAUCCACAGCUGGGAGGAGAAUGUCUUUGUGUAUGACCUCGUGAACAGCUGUGUUCCUGGCAUUCCAGCUGACGUCUGGACAGGCCUUCAUGAUCAUAGACAGGAAGGGCAGUUCGAAUGGACUGAUGGCUCAUCGUAUGACUACAGCUACUGGGAUGGCAGCCAGCCAGAUGAUGGUGUCCACGCGGACCCAGAAGAAGAAGACUGCGUUCAGAUAUGGUACAGGCCUACCAGUGCUCUGAGAUCGUGGAAUGAUAACAUCUGCAGCCGGAAGUUCCCCUUUGUCUGCAAAAUCCCAUCUCUGACCAUUCAUUGAUCCUGUCUCGUCCUACUGGUGUGAGGGCAACUCCAGUAUCACCUUGUAGCUGUAGCCAGUGUAGAACUGACAUUGAAUACAUGUAAAACAAACAUGGGAGGUUAAUCUCUUGGACAGAGAUUUUAAACAAGCAGAUCUUAAUUAUACAGGGUGGUCGCUUGGCCAAGUGACGGGAAAGCCAGCUCAAAUUGGCUUAAUUAAUUUUUUUAAGUUUUUUGUUUUUUUUUUUGUUUAAUUGACCCAAGUAACAAAAGUCCAGGGGUUGUUCUGAUUCAGAGUUGAAUCUCACUGGCCUGGCUCAGGUCACAUGCCCACCCUGAGGCAAUCACUUUGGCAUAUGCUAAGUGACUAGCUCCUGCUUAGCUGCACUUCUUUGGAAAAAAUGGGGUGGGAGUCACAUCAUCAGAGGGGCUGGGAGUGGGGGAAAAUGGGAGGGGGUGUUGGUCAAAGGAUACAAACUUUUGGAAACAAGAUUAAUAAGUUUGGGAGACUUACUGUACAGUGUGGUGACUAUAGUUAAUAAUAAUGUAUUGUAUUCCUGAAAUUUGCUAAGAGGGUAUUUUUUUUUUUUUUUUUGAGACAGGGUCUCACUCAGUUGCCCAGGCUGAAGUGCAGUGAUGCAGUCACAGCUCACUGCAGCCUCAACCUCCCGGGCUCAGGUGAUCUUCCCACCUCCAGUCCCUGGAGUAGCUGGGACUACAGGGCGCUAUAGGCGCGUGUCACCACAUCUGGCUAACAUUUGUAUUUUUUUAAAAUAGAGAAGAGGUUUCAUCAUGUCGUCCAAGCUGGUUUCAAACUCCUGGGCACAAGGGAUCCACCCACCUCUGCCUCCCAAAGUGUUGGGAUUACAGGCAUGAGCCACUGCGCCCAGCCAAGAAUACAUCUUAAAUAUUCCCACCACCACAUGGGCUCAAAGAUGAGGCUGGUUCUUCAAAGGAAAACAAAAAUAUUACCAAACUCAUAAAUUGCUGGUGGGAAGGUAAAAUAGUGAAGCCACUGCAGAAAAGUUUGUCAGUUCCUCAAAAAGUUAAACAUAGAAUUACAUCUGAUCCAGCAAUUCCACUCCUAGAUCUAGACCUGAGAGAACUGGAAACAGGUAUUUAAAUAUAAGUGGUUGGCUGGGUGUAGUGGCUCAUGCCUGUAAUCCCAGCACUUUGGGAGGCUGAGGAGGGAGGAUCACUUGAGCCCAGGAGUUGAAGACCAGCCUGGGCAGCAUAGUAAGGCCCCAUCUCCAUAAUAAUUUUUUUUUUUUUAAUUAGCUAAGCAUGGUAAAGCACAUCUGUAGUCCCAGCUAUUUGGGAGGCUAAGAUGGGAGGAUCACUUGAGCCUAGCAUAUCAAGGCUGCAAUGAACCAUGACUGUGUGACUGCACUCCAGCCUGGGUGACAGAGCAAGACCCUGUCUCAAAAAACAAAAACAAAAAAAUACGAUCACAGCAGCAUUAUUGAUAAAAACAAAAAAAAAUGAAGACAACCCAAGUGUUCACCAACAGAUGAAUGACUAAACAAAUGUGGUCUAUUCAUAGGGUGGAAUAUUAUUCAAGCAUGAAAAGGAGGGAAGUAACCAUAGAUACUACAACCUGAAUGAACCUGAAAAACAUUAUGCUGCCAAUCACAAAAGACCACAUGUUGUAUGAUUCCAUAUAUAUGAAAUAUCCAGAAUAGGCAAGUCUGUAGAGACAGAAAGUGGAUUAGUGGUUGCCAGGGAAUGUGUGGAGGGGGAAUAGAAAGUGAAUGCUAAUAAGUAUGGGAUUUCUUUGUGGGGUGACCAAAAUUCUCUGCAAUUAGACAGUGGUAAUCAUUGCACAAUAUUGUAAAUGUACAAGAAGCCACUGAACUGUUUUAAAAUAAUAGUUAAAAUGAUACAUUUUACAUUA
Messenger RNA from Macaca mulatta (Rhesus monkey), 2609 nucleotides. RefSeq names its product C-type lectin domain containing 19A (gene CLEC19A). Lineage: Eukaryota; Metazoa; Chordata; Mammalia; Primates; Cercopithecidae. The record is from RefSeq and is a predicted model, not a curated record.